This is a messenger RNA of Thermothielavioides terrestris NRRL 8126, 2046 nucleotides long. RefSeq lists its product as uncharacterized. The record is from RefSeq and is a predicted model, not a curated record. Gene Ontology annotation, molecular function: copper ion binding; nitrite reductase (NO-forming) activity. The transcript has a single exon. Bases 615 to 1661 code for a protein of 348 amino acids. Lineage: Eukaryota; Fungi; Ascomycota; Sordariomycetes; Sordariales; Chaetomiaceae.
CGCGGGUAUGGUGGCCCGAGUGCUAUCGCUCGUCCCAACAACUAGGACGGCAUCCUUCUAGAAAUAGCCCGGCUGUCCUGCCACAUCCUUUUGCCACUCCCCUCUCCUACUGUUGCCCCUGAGUCCGAGAAGAUGGCUACGGCAAGAUCCACGGCAAGAUGUGCUUCCUAUUUGCGCUUGACGAGCCUUAGCACGAGAUGUUCACAAACGCCUUUGGCAGUGCUCUGGAAGGGUGCUUCAACAGCCCGGCAGAAGUCAACAUGCCUCUUGGCCGUGUCUUCACCGCCAUCAAGGCGGAUUCUGUUGGUUCAAGUUCACGGGAUCCGGAGCAUCUCUUCACGAGCAGGGACGGAUGGACAACCCGGGAAACAUCGGCGGUCAGCCCCUCUCAUACUGGCGGGCGCCUGCGUGACGCUGGCUGUGGUUUUCUAUGCCAGCCGGAAAAGCCCGCUCAAGGCAGAUUCGGCACCGGGGUCAGAGAGCACUACGCCUCCACACCGUUCCAAAAGCUCUGUAUGGAUCACAAUCCGCUCCAGAUAAAUCAUUCUGCAGUCUCUGAGCUGCGACUGACUUCCCAGGCCGACAUCACGCUCAUCCGGGCUGGGCAGCACGAGAUGGGCGACUCCGAGCUGGGCUUCUACGAAAAGGUCGACGCCAGUCCCGAGUCCCUCGCAACCUCCAACCUCCCGGUCGAGCAAGCCGUGCUCACCACGGCACCCUACGUGCCGCCCCCCAUCACGCGCACCCACCCGGCCCUCCUCCAAGUGGACCUGACGACGACCACGAAAGUGACGCAGCUCACCGGCCCGUACAAAUAUGAGCAAUGGACCUUCAACAACACGGUCCCGGGCCCGUUCAUCCGCGCGCGCGUGGGCGACGUGAUCGAGCUGCGGCUGACCAACCACGACCGGACGGGCAACCCGCACAACAUCGACAGCCACGCCUUCACGGGGCCCGGCGGCGGCUCGGCGCUGACCACGGUGGAGGAGAACGACACCAAGACGGCGCGCUUCAAGCUGCUCUGCCCGGGCCUGUUCGUGUACCACUGCGCGGCGGCGCCGGUGCCGGUGCACAUCGCCAACGGCAUGUACGGGCUGAUCUACGUGCAGCCGGAGGACGGCGCGACGGGCGGGCUGCCGCCCGUCGACCACGAGUACUACGUGAUGCAGAGCGAGUUCUACCACGAGCCGCCGGCGCCCGACGCCGAGCCGCCGGGGCUGGUCGAGUUCUCGUACCCGAACGCGCUGCGCGAGGUGCCCUCGGUCGUCGUCUUCAACGGCAGCGAGGCGGCGCUGACGCGCGAGCGCCCGCUCAAGGCCGCCGCCGGCGAGACCGUGCGCGUCUUCUUCGGCAACGCCGGGCCCAACCUCACCAGCUCGUUCCACGUCAUCGGCAGCCACUUUAACCGGUGCUGGCGCGACGGGGACGUGCUGAGUCCGCCGGGCCGGUUUGUCUCGACCGUGAGCGUGCCCCCGGGCGCGGCGACCAUCGUGGAUAUGGAGAUGAUCGUGCCCGGCACCUACGCGCUGGUGGACCACGCCAUCUUUCGGUUGGAUAAGGGCGCCGUCGGGUACUUGAAUGUCUCCGGGAAGCCGCGGGAGGAUGUCUACCAGAGCGUGCUGCCGCCGGAGCCAUGUGCGGGGUGUAAGCUGCAUCCCUGAGUCCUCGUCGACGGCAAAGUCCAGGGCGGAGGAGGCUCUUGAUGGUGACGAAGUGGGAGAAAGGGGUUUCUUGGCGGGUACAAUACGCCAGCGGCUCCCCUAUCGAUUCUCUUGCCGAUAUGAAAGUGAUUGAGGCCAACGUCAUGGGCGUCAGGUCUUCGUUCGAAUCAAUGGCCACCAAUAUGAAGCAUGAACUAAUUUUCAACUCCCGAGCAGAAUGCAUAUUGAAGCAAGGACAUCAUCGUUAUUCAUGUCAAGUACAUACAACUUCAUAAGAACUAUAUACAGAAGAAUCCAAAUCGUCAUCAGAAUAGCGUACGUUGACCACUUGCUUGGGCCACCUCCCAUUCAACCCUACAUCCCAUCCCACCGCCGCACCCAAACA